This is a messenger RNA of Drosophila eugracilis, 996 nucleotides long. RefSeq lists its product as uncharacterized. The record is from RefSeq and is a predicted model, not a curated record. The transcript has 2 exons. NCBI's taxonomy places the organism in Eukaryota, Metazoa, Arthropoda, Insecta, Diptera, Drosophilidae. Bases 316 to 975 code for a protein of 219 amino acids.
UAAAUUUCAGUGUAGCACCGAUAAUAGUUUCUACUAAAGUUCUACAAAGAAUGAAGUAGUUCUUCUUAAAAGAAUGGAGCAUGGCGAAGACGUCUCUUGAUUGGCGAGAUCACGCUGCCAUCUGAAUCUUGAUGAUGGAGCAUGCGCUCCACUUUCAAUAGGUGUUUUGUGAACCAUUCUAAUUGGUGUUCACGCGUGUGGCUCUGGUCGUUGAUCUGCUCAUUUACAGUUCGCCUUAAUUAAUCCCCAAAUAGACAAUGGAGAGAUCUCGAUUUCGGGUGUCUCGUUUUGUAUUUCCGAGUGGAUCACAUCACCAUGUAUCGCCCAAAGCAGCACAACGCUGGAUAUCUCAGCCAGGUCACCCUGGUGCUGAUCACACUGAUCCGACCAAUUCAUGGACUCCUGCUAUUUCCUACUACCACGGCGCUUCAGGUGACCUCAUCCAUUUCCAUACCCGCCGAUCUGAAUGUUCGCACCAAAGUCUUUAUAGACUUGGGCUUUCAGAUGAACUACAAUCUGCCAUACGCACUUUCCUCCUUCUACAAUACAUCCAUCUGGGCGGAUGAGCUGGCCCGAAGAGAAAAGCGCCAGUUGGACAACAACUAUUAUACUAAUCUCCAGCAGAUAGAACUAGAGAGUGGUCUCCAUCCUGCUGACUUUACGGCAGGACAGCUGUACGCGGGUCUGGAGAAAGUGCUAGAGUCAUAUGGAUUCCACAGAUCCUGCCUACUGCGCAGUGUUUGCGAGCUGGCUUUGCAUCCUUUUGCCGAAGACCAUUUCUAUGGAAUGGUCACGCAGGUUAUCACCUUCCUGCUCACACCAUCUCAACACGAAGGCUUCGCGGAAAAUGAGCAUCUUUAUCGUGAAAGAUACGAAAAAGCCGAGCAAAUUGGUUUCCUUGGUGGCCAGUGCCAUCUUACAUAUCCCAAUUGCGAAAUAGAUAUAAUAAACCUAGCCACCCGACUGGUCAGAUGAAAUUAAAACGCUUUUAGUCUA